Syngnathus typhle (broad-nosed pipefish) is the source of this 1112-nucleotide messenger RNA. RefSeq names its product serine dehydratase-like (gene sdsl). The record is from RefSeq and is a predicted model, not a curated record. The transcript is spliced from 8 exons. Lineage: Eukaryota; Metazoa; Chordata; Actinopteri; Syngnathiformes; Syngnathidae. Gene Ontology annotation, molecular function: threonine deaminase activity; pyridoxal phosphate binding; L-serine ammonia-lyase activity. The coding region runs from base 105 to 1112 and encodes 335 amino acids. Gene Ontology annotation, biological process: L-threonine catabolic process; L-serine catabolic process.
CGCUAAAGUAAAAGAAGAAAGCAAUUUCGUGCACGUCGUGCAGUUGUCUCGCAGCCAGCGAGCGGCAGGUCCAAAACGCCAUAUUGUGUGCACGUUGUGGCAUCAUGGCUGAACAUUUCCACAUCAACACGCCCUUGCUUGAGAGUGCUGCAAUGUCCAAACAUGUGGGAACCACGGUGUAUCUGAAAAUGGAGAAUUGCCAGCCCUCUGGUUCUUUCAAGAUUCGUGGCAUCGGCUACUUGUGCCAACAGCUCAAGUCACAGUCCAAAGGAUUUGUCUGCUCCUCAGGUGGAAAUGCCGGGAUGGCGGCUGCCUACGCCACCCGAAAGAUGGGCGUGCCGGCCACCGUCCUAAUUCCCUCCUCCACGCCUCAUUUUGUUGUCCAGAGACUGGAGGAUCAAGGUGCUCUUGUCAAGAUUGUGGGCAAGGUUUGGGAUGAUGCAAACGCCGAGGCUCUCCGACUAGUGGAAACGGAGGGCUUGUCCUACGUGCCUCCCUUUGAUCAUCCCUUGAUAUGGAAGGGCCAUUCUAGUCUGGUGGCCGAGGCCGCAGCCACGUUGGGUCCAAAUGUCAAGCCUGGAGCGGUGCUGCUAUCAGUGGGCGGAGGGGGGCUCCUCUGUGGGGUGGUCCAGGGCCUGAAGGAUGUGGGCUGGAUGGACGUGCCCAUCAUCGCCAUGGAAACGCUCGGCGCAGAUUGUUUGAACGCGUCACUUAAGGCCGGAAGGAUGGUUACCUUGGACGACAUCACCAGUGAAGCGAAAAGUCUCGGCGCAAAGAGAGUUUGUGCAAAAGCCUUUGAAUACAGUCGGAGCCAAGAGGUCACUAUCAUUUCUGAAGUGGUGACUGACCAGCAGGCUCUUCAUGCCGUGGAGACCUUCUUGGAUGACCAGCGUGUCCUGGUGGAAAUGGCAUGCGGCGCCACACUGGCAGCAGUCUACAGCCGGGUUGUGCACCGAUUACAGGCGGAAGGUCGUCUACCGGCUCGCUUGCGCCCCCUGCUGGUAAUUGUGUGUGGCGGCUGCAACGUCAAUGCGGAGCAACUAUCUCAACUGAAACAAAAGUUGCAGAAAAAGGCCAUAUUUGGUGUGCAUCAGAAAAAUGCAGAACAGUGA